Pistacia vera is the source of this 1023-nucleotide messenger RNA. RefSeq names its product TMV resistance protein N-like. NCBI's taxonomy places the organism in Eukaryota, Viridiplantae, Streptophyta, Magnoliopsida, Sapindales, Anacardiaceae. Gene Ontology annotation, molecular function: ADP binding. Gene Ontology annotation, biological process: defense response; signal transduction. The transcript is spliced from 2 exons. The record is from RefSeq and is a predicted model, not a curated record. The coding region runs from base 1 to 1023 and encodes 340 amino acids.
AUGGCAGCUUCUUCAUCUUCAACCACUCCUCAAUUGAAGAACUAUGAUGUCUUUCUUAGUUUCAGAGGCCAAGACACCCGCUAUAAUUUUACAAGCCAUCUCUAUGAGGCUUUGUGUCGCAAAAAGAUUGAAACUUUCAUGGAUGACCAACUGAUAAGAGGAGAAGAGAUUUCGUCAUCUCUUUUGAAUACAAUUAAAGCAUCAAAGAUUUCUGUCAUCAUUUUCUCACAAAAUUAUGCGUCUUCAAGAUGGUGUCUCCAAGAACUUGAACAGAUUCUUGAUUGCAAGAAAACGAAGCAGCAGAUUGUACUACCAAUUUUCCAUAAGGUAGACCCAUCUCAUGUAAGGCAUCAGAAAGAGAGUUUUGGGAAGGGAUUUGCUGAACUUCAAGACCGUUUUAAGGAACAGCCGGAGAUGCUGCAAGGAUGGAAGAGUGCGUUGAACGAAGCAGCUAAUCAAUCUGGUUGGACUAUAGAUGCAAAAACGUAUGAAACUGAACUCAUAGAUGAAAUUUCAUGUGAUAUAUUGAAAAGACUAAAUAAAUUGUCUCCAAGUGGUUAUGAAGACCUGGUUGGAAUAGAAUUUUCAAUAAACAAAAUAGAGUCUUUGUUGCACAAGGGAUCAAAUGGUGUUUCCAAAAUAGGAAUUUGGGGCAUAGGAGGUAUAGGCAAAACAACUAUUGCUAGUGUUGUAUUCAACAAAAUCUUUAAACAGUUUGAAGGAUGCUAUUUUGCUGAAAAUAUUAGGGAAGAGUCGGAGAAAAAUAGUAGAUUAGUUCACUUGAAAAAAGAAAUUCUUUCCGUGAUAUUAAAUGAUAGAGAUGCCAAUAUAAGACUCACCUACUCAAGAGAAAGACUUCAAAAACAGAAGGUUCUUAUUGUUUUUGAUGAUGUGACGUCUUCACAGCAAAUAGAAGAUUUGAUUGGAAACCUUAACUUGUUGAGCUCGGAAAGUCUAAUUAUCAUAACAACAAGAGAUAAACAAGUGUUGAGAAAUUGUGAUGUAGACGAUGCUUAUAUAUAA